Anolis sagrei ordinatus is the source of this 2409-nucleotide messenger RNA. RefSeq names its product solute carrier family 16 member 14 (gene SLC16A14). The record is from RefSeq and is a predicted model, not a curated record. NCBI's taxonomy places the organism in Eukaryota, Metazoa, Chordata, Lepidosauria, Squamata, Anolidae. Gene Ontology annotation, molecular function: monocarboxylic acid transmembrane transporter activity. Gene Ontology annotation, biological process: transmembrane transport. Gene Ontology annotation, cellular component: membrane.
GGCCAGUUUGGGCAGAGGUGCCCGCAGGUGAGCGGGGGAGGGCCAGAGAGCUUCCAGGAGGAGGCAAGGCGUGAGGCCAGGAGAGAGCGCAGGAGAUGCCGCUGAGCCCGGCGGGCAGCAUCCCUGGAUGGCUUUGGAGAGGAAGAGCUGGAUCCCCGGGGCUCCCUCCUGGGGUCAGCUGGAGGAACUGAAGUAGAAAAUAUAAUUUCAGCACAUCCAAAUGGGCAAGUCAAGUGACAGAGACAUUAUUUUAUGCACCAUUGAAAAGCUGAAGUAACGGUCUUGAAUUGGAAGAGGAGUUGUGAGCAUACCUCCCAGUUCGUUCGUGGUUUGGCCAACUUCAGAAUACUCAACGCAAGAUGUAUGCCAGCCAUGAGGAUAUUGGAUAUGAAUUUGGAGAUGAGUCCAAAGAAAGGGAGAAGAAACUUAGGUCAAAUCCAGACAUUGAUGGAGGAUGGGCAUGGAUGAUUAUACUGUCUUCUUUCCUGGUACAUGUUCUCAUCAUGGGAUCGCAAAUGGCCCUUGGGAUUCUCAACAUGGAAUGGCUUGAGGAAUUCAGCCAGAGCCGAGGCUUGACAGCAUGGGUCAGCUCCCUCAGUAUGGGCAUUACCUUGAUUGUUGGUCCUUUUAUUGGUCUGUUCAUCAACACCUGUGGAUGCCGGAAGACUGCAAUAACUGGGGGACUCUUGACUGCUUUAGGAUGGAUAUUAAGUUCCUAUGCUUUGAACAUUCAUUACCUUUUUAUUACAUUUGGAGUGACAGCUGGAAUUGGGAGUGGUAUGGUGUACCUGCCUGCUAUAGUCAUGGUAGGAGAAUAUUUUCAGAAGAGAAGAGCACUUGCCCAGGGACUCAGCACCACUGGGACAGGGUUUGGUACUUUCCUGAUGACAUUUUUGCUGAAGUAUCUUUGCAUGGAGUUUGGCUGGCGGAACGCAAUGUUCAUCCAGGGCGCAAUCUGUUUGAACCUGUGUGUUUGCGGAGCACUCAUGAGACCCAUUUAUUACAAGGAGGAAGCUACUCAAAACAGUGGCGAGAGAAACAACUGCCAAAGUCAUGCGAAAGCUCUCUCCUGCUCUGCAGAAACACUGACAUCUAAUGGCAUCUUCAGGGAAGAUGAAAAAGAAACAAAAGAAGGACAAGGUAAGGUUGAAAAACUUGGCAACUCUCCGGCCUUGGAAAACAAAGUUGUAACUGGACAUGGAAAGAACAUCUAUGCUCUUUGUAUUCUGAAGACAGUGAGCCAACUAAUGGUUACAAUAAAGAAAGGUUUUGGUCUGUGGUACUCUAGCUACUUUGGAGCAGCAUCCCUCUUUACCAACAGAAGAUUUGCAGCCUUUGUUUUUUGGGCCUUGUUUGCAUAUAGCACUUUUGUCAUUCCUUUUAUCCAUCUCCCAGAAAUAGUGAAACAGUAUCACCUAUCUGCACAGAAUGAUAUUUUUCCAUUGACUUCAAUGAUUGCAAUUGUUCACAUUUUUGGGAAGGUCAUUCUUGGCAUUAUCUCGGAUUCCACCUGUAUCAGUGCUUGGAAUGUCUUCAUGAUUGCAAAUUUUACUCUCGUCGCUUGCAUUUUUAUUUUGCCAUUAAUGCACACGUAUGCUGGGCUGGCAGUGGUCUGUGCCCUAAUAGGAUUUUCCAGUGGAUAUUUUUCACUCAUGCCUGUUGUAACAGAAGAUUUAGUAGGGAUUAAACAUCUUGCAAAUGCCUAUGGAAUCAUAAUAUGUGCCAAUGGAAUUUCAGCAUUGCUGGGGCCUCCAUUUGCAGGAUGGAUUUACGAUCUCACACAAAAAUACGACUUUUCUUUCUAUAUAUGUGGCUUACUUUAUUUGAUGGGAAUACUAUCUUUGCUUAUUCAGCCUUGUAUUGGCAAGAAAAAGCAAAUACCAGAAAAAAGCAUAGAAAAUGGAAAAGUAUAGGACACUUUAAUGUUUUAGAGGGAUUAUCAUUGUUUUGAUUCUGUUUCCUGAGAACAUUUACAAACAGCACCUGAUGUGUUUUACUUGACUGAUUUAUACCAAAUUUGGAAACUAAAUAAACUUCACACUGCCAUUAUCAAUGGAUUGAUGGAAACACAUAAGGUGUUCUAUUCUAAAGAGGAACAUUCCCAUGUCUGCACAAUGGAGUAUGUUGAUCUGCAAGUGAAGACUUUUCUUUUAUUACCUGGGCUUAUUACGAGCAUUACUUGACAGACUCAUUUACUUCCGAUUUACCUUAAGGGGUCAGAAUUAGUCCCAUUAGGAAUAAUUAAAAUGAAAAUAUUUCUCAUUGAUUAUUCCAACUGAUAAUGACUUCUUGAACAGAAACCAACUGUGAGCUUAUACACACAUGACGAUUUUUUUCCUUUGAAGAUCUCAUAAUUGUAGCAGUUUAGGCUUUAAAGACAGAAUAAAUCAUUUGUGCCUGCUGCCACAA